Messenger RNA from Lates calcarifer (barramundi perch), 1869 nucleotides. RefSeq names its product anti-dorsalizing morphogenic protein (gene admp). The transcript has 5 exons. Gene Ontology annotation, biological process: SMAD protein signal transduction. The record is from RefSeq and is a predicted model, not a curated record. Bases 296 to 1495 code for a protein of 399 amino acids. Gene Ontology annotation, cellular component: extracellular region. Lineage: Eukaryota; Metazoa; Chordata; Actinopteri; Centropomidae. Gene Ontology annotation, molecular function: cytokine activity; growth factor activity.
CAAAGGCUGAAUUUAGUUUAUUUGAGCCUUUAUUGCCAGACGUGGAGACAAUGGGCUUGAAUAAAAUCUACUAUCGGGGUUCACACCUUGUUAACACCGCCAUUAGUCUCCCUAUACAUUCGCUGAUUGGUGAUUUACAUUUGCGACCAAAUAGCAUCUUUACUGCUGUUUACCAAGGCUUUUGGGGGCACUGAGGAGUGAACGGGGGCAUUUGAUAUAAAAACUCGAGCUUCCAGGAUCCUGCAGUCACUCCAACUCCAAGUUGCUGGCUCGUUGUGUGGUUUGAGGAGCACCGAUGCACCAGGAAUCUACUCAGUCUUCAGAGAUGUUGAUGUUUGUGUUCAGCUUUGCCGCUUUGGUGUGCACAGUCGCUGCACGGCCUUCACUUAACUACCUGGAGAAUCAUUUCGACGUGGAGAAUGAGUCAGAGGAAGUCCGCUCGGCUGCCAUCAAGAGACUUCUGGAGGUUUUUGGGAUGGAGGAUCCCCCUGCCAUCCACGGACACAAGCAGCCUCCUCAGUACAUGCUCGAUCUGUACAACACGGUUGCUGAUGUGGACGGUGUGACCAAGGACCCGUAUCUGCUGGAGGGGAAUACUGUGCGCAGUUUCUUUGACAAAUUGCGAAGUGAACAGGUGGAGUUCAGGUUUAAUUUGUCAACGGUUGCAAGAACUGAGAAGAUUCUGACUGCAGAGCUCCAUCUUUUCAAGCUGCGACCUCAGGCAACACUGACAUUCAACAGACAUCACUUCUGCCAAGUUAGUGUUUAUCAGGUGCUUGACACCACCAAAACCAACAACACACAGGAGAAGAAGUUGCUGUCUUCUCGACUUAUCCCAGUCCACUCUACUGGCUGGGAGGUGUUCACCAUCACACAAGCAGUUCGUUCCUGGAUGGUGGAUGAAGGCAGCAACCUGGGACUCCACGUGGUGGUUCGGACCCUGGGAGGAAGCCAGAUGGAUAUGAAACUGAUCCGCUUUGCUUCAGGACGGAACCACCACCAGAGCAAGCAGCCCAUGUUGGUUCUUUUCACCGAUGAUGGCCGCCGCUCCACUACUCUCGAGAGCACAGACCCAAACGAUACCACAGCCACUUCCAGCCUGCCCCAUGCCCCCAUGUCGGGCCCGCCCUCCCGCAGCGCUCGCUCCCUGGACUACAGUGAGGAGGAAGGCAUGUCCAUGUCCUGCCAGCGCCUGCCUCUCUACGUUGACUUCGAGGAGAUUGGCUGGUCCGGCUGGAUUGUGUCCCCCAGGGGCUACAACGCUUACCACUGCAAAGGCUCCUGCCCCUUCCCUCUGGGUCAGAACAUGAGGCCAACCAACCACGCCACUGUCCAGUCCAUCAUCAACGCCCUGAAGCUGAUCAAAGGCAUUGAGACACCGUGCUGCGUGCCAGACAAGCUCUUCUCCAUCAACUUGCUCUACUUUGAUGAUGAUGAGAAUGUGGUGCUAAAGCAGUAUAAUGACAUGGUGGCUGGAAGCUGCGGCUGCCACUGACAUCAAGUAGUCAUUGGUGGGCUGCACAGAUACUCAUGUAAACUACAAUGUAAGUUGGGUUUGUAGACACAGACAACUGCCCUUUAUAACUCAACUGCACCUAAUGAGUAAUGUGCUGAGUCCCACAUGUGAUAUUGUAAUAUAUGUAAAUAUCCAUAAAUUAUAAUAUAUGGCAGUGAUGGAAGUGAUAACCUGUGAAAGAUGUAAAUGUGUAUAUUUUAUGUUUUCUGUUGUGAAUGAUUAUACAGUCAGAAUAAACAGUGUAACGAAAAAGAUUAUGGUGUGAAGUUAUUUGCAAAGUAGUUUUCACUCAUAUUAUCAUCAGAAGCUAACAGAAGAUAUUUUUGAUAUCUAAGUGUUGUGUGUUGCAAACC